Penicillium maclennaniae is the source of this 1683-nucleotide messenger RNA. Its product is annotated as fungal specific transcription factor domain-containing protein. The transcript is spliced from 5 exons. The coding region runs from base 1 to 1683 and encodes 560 amino acids. Gene Ontology annotation, cellular component: nucleus. Gene Ontology annotation, molecular function: zinc ion binding; DNA binding. Lineage: Eukaryota; Fungi; Ascomycota; Eurotiomycetes; Eurotiales; Aspergillaceae. The record is from RefSeq and is a predicted model, not a curated record. Gene Ontology annotation, biological process: DNA-templated transcription.
AUGCAACAGCUGGAUCAAAAUCUAGAGAGAUAUCGCAAUAGUGAAUCACUUCUCCAUGUGAUAUGCGCGUUAGGAGCGAAGUACAUCAUGUGGUCCGAUUCCAAAAGCUACGCUGACAGCUAUGCGACAUUGAUGGCCGGAACCAGUGGGCCAAGAUUGCAAAGGCGCGCAUAUUUCGUGGAGUUGGAUGAUCUGUCCAUGGAAAAGUUAAUGGCCGCAAGUCUUCUUCACGAUCACGAUCUUCGAAUCGGAAGCUAUGCAAGUGCUUUUAUUUUAAGCGGAAUCACUGCCAGAAUGUCACAAGCAUUGCAGUUGAACCUGGAAAAAUCCGCCGAUGUGCUUUGUGCCAAAUCCGAAUCAUCCUCGAUCGAUAAUGAAGCCAGACGAAGGUCAAUGUGGAGCUGCUAUGUCAUGGACAGCUGGGUUGGAAGUGGUGUCAAUCAGCUUACAUUGCUAGAGGAUAGGGAUCUUAAAAUUCAGCUUCCCUGCCACAGUCAUAACUUCUCGUUGGGUGUUCCCUGCAUAACGGAGACUCUCGAUGAAGGGAAGGUGCUCGGCUUUAUAUCCAAAGACGAGAUUCCGCCCUUUCCUGCUCAGAAUAUGGGGAUAGAAGCCUAUUUUAUCCGCCUUGUGAGUAGCAGGAAGAAAGUACUACGGUGUUUAGAUACUUCAAAACCGCCUUGGCAAUCGGAUUCAGAGUUCAUUCAGCUGACCAUGGAAUUCGAUCAUUGGAGACACACUCUCCCACAAAGCCUCAUGUGGAGUCCCGGUAACAUCUAUGCUCAUAAAGAAUCAUCUCAGCUUGGUGCCUUGACGCUGCUCUGGUGCACCUAUUACCAGACACUGGUGGAUCUUUACCGCAUUGGAAUGCCGGUAUUGUUUCGCAUCCAAAAAAUAAUCACUCUUCCUCCAGACCAAAAAGAGUUCCUUGAGAAUUGUCGAAGAGCCUGCUUUCGAAAUGCUCGCGAAGUCUCGAGUAUCAUUUGCGAAGCUCUGAAGCAUGGGAUCAAAAUUUUGGCAGACACAUGGCUGUGCAUCAUUACUCAUGACAGCACUAGGGUCAUGCUGCACUUUCUGAAUUCACAUACGCAUUCAUCGCAGGGAUUGAGUCAGAAUGAAGUUGAUGCGACAAUUGAUUUGGUGCAGAAGAAUCUGGAAGCACUACAUCAGAUGAGAGCAAUUGUCGCCACAGCCGAACAUUGUUAUCUCUCUGUCAUAAAGAUGAUGGCAGCCGCAGGCAUUCAACAUGAGAUGCCCUGUGAAACAGCAGUGAACGCGAGGCUUCCUCAUGAAAGGGAAGAAUUGAAUCCAACUCCAGGAUCCCCCGUUCAAGAAUCCCCUGAAAAUGUACUCAACCCACUCGCGAUUCACCCACGUGCUUCUACUCGGGCAGUUGAGGGUAACCCACGAAGGAUUCAUCAAGACCAGCAACAUCGAAACACCUCUCUUCAAGGCCCUAAUGGACUCCCUGGGACGGAGCUUUCCUAUAUUGCCCCAAAUGGUGCAACGGGGAGGACACCAUGCAUGUCAUCAAACGGCAUGCUGCCGCUCGCUGCUUCGGGCUUAUGGGACUCGGCAAAUUUGGCGGCCAUAGAUAUAUUGGACAGUGGAAUUGCUCCAUGGACGGAAGAAUAUCUCACCGAUGGCCAAUCUGGAGUAGAUCCAUUCCUCUUCCCUUUCUAG